Callithrix jacchus (white-tufted-ear marmoset) is the source of this 2099-nucleotide messenger RNA. RefSeq names its product putative bifunctional dTTP/UTP pyrophosphatase/methyltransferase protein. NCBI's taxonomy places the organism in Eukaryota, Metazoa, Chordata, Mammalia, Primates, Cebidae. The record is from RefSeq and is a predicted model, not a curated record. Gene Ontology annotation, molecular function: O-methyltransferase activity.
CUGGGCCUGGGCGGGGCGGGGGGACGGGGACGGAGGGGCCGAACCAGCCGGGCCCAGCGACUCAGGACCUCUAGGGAUGGGGGAGGGGAGAGUGACCCGGGACCCCUAGGGAUGGGGGAGGGGAGAGCGACCCGGGACCCCCAAGGAUGGAGGAGGGGAGAGCGACCCGGGACUCCUAGGGAUGGGGGAGGGGAGAGUUACCGGGACCCCUAGGGAUAGGGGAGGGGAGAGUGACCCGGGACCCCUAGGGAUGGGGGAGGGGAGAGUGACCCGGGACCCCUAGGGAUGGGGGCGGGGAGAGUGACCCGGGACCCCUACGGAUAGGGGAGGGGAGAGUGACCCGGGACCCCUAGGGAUGGAGGAGGAGAGAGACCCCUAGGGAUGAGGGAGGGGAGAGCGACCUGGACCUGUAUGAGUGGGGGACGGGAGACUGACUUGGAACCCCUAGGGAUAGGGGGUGAGAGUGACCCAGGACCCAUAGCGAAGGGGCAGGGGAGUGACCCGGGACCCCUAGGGAUGAGGGGAGGGGGCAGAGUGACCCAGGACUCCUAGUGAUGUGGGAGAAAAGAGGGACUUCAGUCUUCUAGGGAUGGAGUGGGUCCUAGUGGCUGAAAGUUGGCUUUGCAGGUGGCCUGUGGGAAGUGUUUUUUGGAACCCUGGGUGGGGGAGAUUUGAUUGUGGGUGCUAGGCGCCUAGGCAGUGGGUGUCUGCUUCUUCUGGAAGCCUAAUCACAUGGCGGAGAGCACUGGAGGGGAGAAGACUGGUUUGUUCCCGGUCUUUAUUUUGGAGGGCUUCCAGCCAUCCCCCGUUGAAACAUCUAGUUUUUCAUUCAUAGAGCUAUGAGAAAGCACAGCUUAGGUUUCAGUGGUUUUCAGUUAGAACAAAUGGCAAAAAGAAAAAGGAAAAAAACCUGAAAACAUUACUUUGAAGGCUUGUAGCCAGAAGAAUUAGAAUUGAAUACAAACUGGAGAAAAUAAUAAAAACCAAAAACCGCUAGACAAGACCAGAAUGUAACAGCAGGUGUGACGACAGGCUUUGAAACAUAAUUUUUCUCUUUCCAGUUUUAUUGAAAGAAUAAUUAUGGUAAGACUGCUUUGCUUUAUUUUUAUUUUAUUUUAUUUUAUUUAUUUAUUUAUUUAGACACGGAGUUUCGCUCUGGUUGCCCGGACUGGAGUGCAGUGGUGCAAUCUCGGCUCACUGCAACCUCCACCUCCAGGGUUCAAGCAGUUCUCCUCCUCAGCCUCCCGAGUAGCUGGGAUUACAGGCACCUGCCACCACAACCGGCUAAUUUUUGGGCAGGCUGGUCUCGAUGUCUUGACCUGGUGAUCCACCCGCCUCGGCCUCCCAAAGUGCUGGGAUGACAGGCGUGAGCCACCGUCCCCGGCCAUGGUGUCUGCAUCCCCAUGGCAGGAAGGAGAAGGGAGGAGUACAGACCCCCACCCCGGGCUGGAAGGAUUUCCCUCCAAGUCUGUGUCCCCACACGUGGCCCAGAAUGGCUGCUGUGGCACCGGCCAUUGCGUGAACGUUACUUCUGCUCGAUAGAGCUUUGGAGGGUGGUCAGGGUUCCAUCGGCGCCGGGACGACCCGGCCGCACAGCAGGCAUUUGCUUCCGCGGCGCGCUGGCCCAAGAGCUGGUCCGGGAGAACCCGCAUCUGCAGGUGACCGUGUUCGACCUCCCCGAAACCAUCGAGCUGGCCGCACACUUCCAACCCGCCGGGCCGCAGGCGGCUCAGGUCCGAUUCGCUGCCGGGGCCGGCCUGCUGCUGGUGGAGACACUGCUGGACGAAGAGAAGAGGGAGGCCCGGGUCGCCCUGCUGCAGUCGCUGAACAUGCUGGUGCAGGUGGGGGGCAGGGAGCGGAGCCCGGGCGAGUACCAGCGCUUGCUAGAGCAACACGGCUUCUGCCAGGUGCAGGUGGCACACUUGGGGGGUAUCCUGGAUGCCAUGCUGGCCACCAGAGUGGGUCCCUGAAACCCAGGCAGCGUGCUCAUGAUAGGGACACCCUCCCGCAGGCUGCAGGGGGCCGCCCCAUCCCCAGCUGCCACAGGACAGUCACACAGGAACAUGCAGUCGUGGGUGAAUAAAGAAAGCGAAAGCCUG